Messenger RNA from Physella acuta, 1419 nucleotides. RefSeq names its product DNA-directed RNA polymerase III subunit RPC4. Gene Ontology annotation, biological process: tRNA transcription by RNA polymerase III. Lineage: Eukaryota; Metazoa; Mollusca; Gastropoda; Physidae. Gene Ontology annotation, molecular function: DNA binding. The record is from RefSeq and is a predicted model, not a curated record. Gene Ontology annotation, cellular component: RNA polymerase III complex.
CCAUAGACAGAACCAAAAGUAAAAUGCCUAGUCACUGUCUUUUCUUUGGGUCAGAGCUGCUUUGUGGCCAGCCAAGUGACAUACAACUAUUACUAACUGUAUCCUAUCUUUAGUGAUUUUUGAUUUAGUACUUGUAAUCAUGGCUGAUGACAAUAUACCCAAUAGCAGUGAUAUUCCUAGAGGUCUCAUAAACAGAACUGGAACUCCAAUUGGACGAGGAUCCAGGUUACCAUCUGUCAGGGGCCACCGUGACCUAACUCUGGGUGGUGUUCAAAGAAAAGUUUUUGCUCCAAAUUUAGCUGCUGUAAAAAAAUCAAUUAGCAAGGAAGAUGGUCCAAAGCCUAAUAUUGGCUCUCUACUAACACCUCAAGAAAAACAAGAGAGCGGUAGAGGGAAAGGUCGUGGCCGUGGAGACAGAGGGAGAGGUCGUGGAAGAGGCAGAGGUCAGGGAGAGGACAGGACCAUACAGUUGCAGUCAGAGUUUUCAUAUGGCCCCAUGGGAGGAUCUUCUUCUUCUUCUGGUUGGAGUCGAGGCAGGGAUGGAGGGGGAGGAGGAGGUGGAGGUGGUGGAUCAGGAGGUGGCGGCAGAGCUGAGGCUGACUCCACAGCUAUUAAAACAGCCAUUAGACGCACUAAAGGAUCAGAAGAAGACAAAAAAUUGUUUGAUACUUUAAUGAAAGAUGAUUUUAUCUCUGAUCUAGCCAUAGGGGAUCCAAAUAUGGCUCCCAUACGACUACCAUUAAAUAUGAACAGUGGAUGGGGUAAAGAUGCAAUCAAAUCUGAAGUCAAAGAAGAGCAUAUGGAUACUGAUGAAACAGAUACAGUUGAAGAUGUUAAACCAAAUAUUCAUGGCAUUAGGUUCUCCAAUAAUCAGUCCAUGAGUGCACCUUCAAGUGUGAUGGACAUACUGAAAGUUUCUGUCAAAGCAGAGAAGGGUGAGCUCUUGUUUAUACAGUUUCCAGAUACCCUGCCAGGUUUACCAGAUACUAUCCUAGAGGCUGACAGGGCCAAAACCUCCACAAGCACAACCAGCAUGGAAGAUGAGUUAGCUAAAAGGUUGAACUCUUGUCAGCUGAAAGAUUGUACAGAGGGCUAUAUGGGUAAACUUCGAAUUAGGAAGUCUGGGAAAGCUGAGCUCAUUCUGGGAGAAAAUGUCAUGGAGGUGUUGCCUGGUAUUCCAAUUAAUUUUCAUCAGGAACUUGUCUCAAUUAGGACAGACCAAAACCCAGGUCAGAUGGUGGUGCUGGGUCCAGUCAGACAUAAACUAGUAGUGACACCUGACUACAAUGAUUUACUUUCACAUGUGAAUAGAUUUUUAUGAUGAUGUUUUGCUGUAUAUAAGUGUUACGUUUUUAAUGUAAAAACUUUAAUUAUUGUAAUACACCAAGGUGUUGUAUGGUUGGUAAAUUAAAACUAUUU